AUGGCCACUCAAGCCAACUUCGACUCUUUAAACUGCACCUAUUUAGGCCUUGCUAUCGCCUGGACAUUCAUCCUCGCGGGUGGAUCAUACAUACUAUUGGAGAACCGUUGCUUGCCCUUCCUGUAUAUGAGACGAAUCCCUUUGACUCUAACGGCCGUCUGGACUCUCCAGAUAUACUGGAUUCUCACCAUGAUAUAUCGACUUACAGGACCAAUGACACCGUGUGCAGUUGAAUUCUGGGUCAUGAGUACUCUCUUACCCCUUGGGAUCGCCAUUUUCCAGGCUGCCAAUAGUCAGUUUCUCUAUGUUGCCUCUACACAGCGCAAAUACGCGUAUCUGUCUAGCCCGACCAAAGAGACGAACUCGGAGCACUGGGCAUCUAUUCGAACCAGACCAGAAUCAUCGACUACCAGAUCCAGAGGGCUAUUCUAUCGCUUUAAGGUCCUAGACAUUGUCACCCGGCUGACAUUUUUCAUCGCCGCGGGGAUAGUCGUAACAAUUAUCUCGACCUUUAUCAUCUACUUUGGCUCUCGUAAAUUUCAUCCUCACUUUGGAUUCAUUCCAGACAAUUUCCGAGGGGAUGACGCCCAAAAAAUAGCCCACUGCAAAAAGGGAUGGCAAUGGUGCCUUUCGAUCACUUGGCAGUUUUUCUGGUCCUGGAUCUAUGCCCCAUACGUGCUCUGGAAAGCUCGAAAUAUUCAUGAUACACAUGGUUGGCGUUUCCAGACAAUGUGCUGCUGUAUAGCUGGUCUUCCUGCCUCGCCUUUAUGGCUCGCGGCACUCUACAUUCCUGCAUUCGAACCGGUCAACAAAUAUUUCGCCCCGCCACUCUGGUUCGCAAUCUCCAUCUUUGUCAUGCAACUUAUGACUGUCCAUUUCCCUUGUGUUGAGAUAUGGAGGCAAAGGAGUCUCCAAGCUCAGAUCAGAGCCAGCAUUCAGGCGUGGGAUCACGGCAACAACUUCAGUGGCUCCUUUCAAUCUCAAGACACGAAGUUUUCUGCAAUUUGUCGCCAGUCGUUUAUGUCUUCGAUCGAUGAGACCACUCCAGAAGAUACCGCGAUACCGGAGCCUUGCGCACCCGUUUCCCCGGACAUGCGGCGUGGAGGGUUAUUCACAGACCUGGCACUUCAACACACACUGAGGUUAAAUCCCGCACCCCUGCAGAAGUUUGCUGCGCUACAGGACUUCAGCGGAGAGAACAUCAGCUUCUUGGUCCAUGUCGCAGAGUGGCAAAAGCCCUGGUUGGCAGCACGCUUCCGCAAUCAAGCUCACGCCUUCAUACUCCCUAGUGAAAGAGUCGAACAGGAGCGAAAAUUACGCUACCGCCAGUUUUGGCAAGCUGUACACAUUUACAUGUCCUUCGUGAAUAUGGAAAGCGCCGAGUUUCCAAUCAAUCUCUCAUCAAAGGUCCGGAAAGGCUUGGAUGCCGUCUUCGGUGAGGCUACCAUUCUACUUCUAAACCGACACAGUGUAGCGAAUCUGCCGCAACUGCCGCUGCUGCCGCUGCUGCCGUUGGACACAGACAAUGCUUUCAUUAAUUCAGAGCAGCCUAACCUAUUUUCCCUGGGCGCAAUUGAUGAUAAGAGUACUGAGCGAGGUGCUGCGUUUGCUUCUGCGCCGCGGUCCCUAUCAGCAUCCCGCGUUGUCUCACCAGCCCCAUCAGAAGGUAACCUCUCGGAAACCAACAGCAAGGCCAACAUUAUCUUGAGUCGGGAUACCAUCACAAUCCCCGAAACAUUCGACGAGAAUGUCUUUCGAGAGGCGACGUCCGUCAUCAGGCAUUUGGUGCUCACAAACACGUGGCCCAAGUUCGUCAAUUACACUCUGCGCUCCAACCACCGGACAUCACGAACAGGACGACCGCAAAGCAGAAGUAAAAGGUGGUUUCCUUGGGCAUAA
Messenger RNA from Cladophialophora immunda, 1899 nucleotides. RefSeq lists its product as uncharacterized. NCBI's taxonomy places the organism in Eukaryota, Fungi, Ascomycota, Eurotiomycetes, Chaetothyriales, Herpotrichiellaceae. The transcript is spliced from 4 exons. The record is from RefSeq and is a predicted model, not a curated record. The coding region runs from base 1 to 1899 and encodes 632 amino acids.